AUGAGCUCAACUAUGAUGAGACCCACAAAGACAGCAACUGGGAUUGUUCAGCAGACGGAAAAUACAACGACAUCCGGGACAGGCGCUAGACAGGAAUGCCGUAAGCUACCAAUUAGCGAUAAGCAAACCGUUUUGGAUAGGGCGUUAGAAGGUAUUUCACUGAACGAUACAGCAGUACAAUCUUCAUUAGGGGGUCUCAUUGGUCGAACUUCUGAGAGUGUUGUACACAAAUAUGUCACUAGCGAGCUAGAUCCACCCCAGCCAGUGUUAGAACCCGUCUUACCGAGUAUCAGGGGUAUGCAGUUAGCUACACAGGUAUACAGAACUUUCCCUCCCACACAAACCGGGAAUGAACCGAAACCCUUCAAUCAUGCCCCAACAAAUAUUCAAGUUGGUCUGUUUCGAAGUCUUCUCUCCAACAGUCCGGUUGUUGUUGGUACUGGAGAGAGUGCAAACAGUGCAACAGUAUUAAGAUUGAUACCCGAAAACGUAUCGCAGCCAAGACCAAUAGCCGACGAAUCGGAGCCGAUCCCAGCGUCAACCGGAGGAUAUCCGAUGCAGAGGUCCGGAUUCGAACCACAACCCUUUUUGAGGCAACCCAGUGGACAUCUACCGCAGAGGUCUGGUGGUCAAUCGAUGCCGGCACCAACAGCUCGUUUCUUAUCAGGUUUCGGAGCGACACCAAUGCCAAGAGUACCGACGUGGAAUCAGGGCGGACAACAGGGCCAGAGCGCAAAUCAGUUGGAUGAACCAACUCGGUUGCCUUAUCACGGUGGACCGAAUCCGCAGCAGCUUGCGGCCAGACAGGUGAUCUCCAAAGAGCUGCCUUUUUUCUCGGGAAAUCCAGAGGACUGGCCUCUGUUCAUCAGCUCUUAUGUCAACACGACGGAAGCGUGCGGAUAUUCUGAUGCAGAGAAUUUGGCCAGACUGCAGCGGUGUUUGAAGGGGAACGCAUUCGAAGCAGUACGAAGUCGUUUACUACUACCGGCACCUGUGUCACAUGUUAUUGCCACGCUUGAGACGCUGUACGGUAGACCAGAGCUGUUAAUUCACACGUUGCUGCAGAAGGUGCGCAACGUCCCAGGACCGAAGCAAGACCGGCUCGACACGUUUAUCGGAUACGGAUUGGCAGUUCAAAAUCUGUGCGAUCACCUGGAAGCCGGCGGUCAUGAGGCGCAUUUGAACAAUCCAAUGUUAUUGUUCGAGCUAGUGGACAAGCUACCUGUGAACACGAAGCUUGAUUGGUCAUUGUAUAAGGAAAGGUGCAGAGAGGUGAACAUUCGAUCAUUUUCCCAGUACAUGUCGACGUUGGUUAGAGCGGCAAAUGAUGUGACACUACACUACGAACCGAGACAACCGCAACAGCAAUUCCGGCCUAAGGACAAACAUUUUUGCGGUGCACACGUCGCAGAAGAACCAGCGAAAACGCCGGGGAAGGCAUGUCUGGUUUGCAAAGACCCAAAACAUCGGGUGAAAAACUGCGGUGUGUUUGCCAAGAAGACGUUGGACGAACGCUGGAAGACCAUUCAGGAGCUCAGACUUUGCCGUAUAUGUUUGGGAGCUCAUGGAAAGCGACCGUGCCGAAUCCGCACGAAGUGUGAGAUCGACGGAUGCCAGCUUCGACAUCAUUCACUGAUACACUCAAAGCAGACACCGAGUGCACUUGUGCCAAGACAAGAGAAGCUCGAACCCAAACCAUCAGGAUCUGACGCAGUUACUAAUCAUCACUACGCUGGCAAGGCCGCACUCUUUCGAAUUAUCCCUGUAGAGCUGCAUGGAACCAACCGUUCGGUGUCAACUUACGCGUUCUUGGAUGACGGGUCGUCACGGACGCUGGUCGACGAAGAUAUUGCGAUACAAUUGGGCGUCACAGGAGAUUCGCUCCCACUGUGUCUGCAGUGGACGGCUAACAUGAAACGAAUCGAGACCGAUUCUCAGCGGAUUGCGUUGAAGAUUCGUGGAGAAGCCGAAGUGACAAAGUUCACGCUGAACGAUGUGCGCACUGUGAGUAAGCUGGACCUACCACGGCAAUCCCUGCGAUACGCGGAGUUGGCUGAGUCGUUCCCAUAUUUGAAAGGUCUUCCGAUCAAAGAUUACGAGAACGCAUUGCCUCGUAUUCUUAUCGGUAACGACAAUGCUCACGUGACUGCCAUGCAUAAGAUACGAGUGGGCCAGCCUGGAGAACCGAUUGCGGCGAAGUCGCGGCUCGGGUGGACUGUAUACGGGAAACAAGAAAAAUCUGUGGAUCGCGCGCACAGUUUCCAUAUCUGUGAGUGUCAGGAUGAUCGGUCACUGCAUGAUCUCGUUAAACAGUUCUUCUCGGUGGAAAGUAUGGGUAUCGAGGCUGUAGGAUGUCCCGAAUCUCCGGAAGUACAACGUGCGAACAAUAUCCUUCAAAAAACUACGAAGCGUGUCGGUCAGCGGUUCGAAACGGGACUGCUGUGGCGGUAUGAUUGUUUCGAGUUCCCGGAUAGCUAUCCGAUGGCAGUUCGUCGAUUGCAGUGCUUGGAGCGACGAAUCUUGAAAGACCCAGUGAUUGGCGAGAGUGUCGUGAGGCAGCUUUCCGAAUACCAGGCGAAGGGGUACAUCCAUAAGGCGACCCCGGAGGAACUGGAGGAGGCGGACCCCAGACGAACUUGGUACCUUCCGUUAGGUGUCGUUCUAAAUCCGAAGAAGCCAUCGAAAAUCCGUAUAUUUUGUGAUGCCGCAGCCAAAGUAGAUGGCAUUUCGUUGAACACGAUGCUGUUGAAAGGACCGGAUCUUCUGAACUCUCUUCUGACAGUGCUCUUCGGAUUCAGGGAAAGACGGGUAGCCCUCUGCGCGGAUUUAAAAGAGAUGUUCCAUCAAGUUAAAAUUCGGCGUGAGGACCGCCACGCACAACGGAUGCUUUGGCGGGAUGACCCAAGCAUGGAACCCACUGUGUAUCUAAUAGAUGUUGCUACGUUUGGUGCCGCGUGUUCACCAUGCUCGUCACAACAUGUAAAAAACCGGAAUGCUGAAGAACAUGCUCAAGAGUUCCCAGCAGCUGCUGAUGCCAUAAUCCGGAAACAUUACGUUGACGAUUAUCUGGACAGUGCAGACAGCGAGGUGCUGGCACGGGUCGGGGAAGAUGACCCCGCUUCCGAGAAAUGCAUCCAGAUGGACAAGAAUUGCUCUAUGGAACGGGUACUUGGAAUGUACUGGAAACCAGAAGAAGACGUCUUCACGUUCUCAACGACACUAGCGAUUGAGACGAAUCGUCCUACGAAGCGACAGGCAUUGCAGGUCGUGAUGAGCCCGUUCGACCCGGCUGGACUACUAUGUUUCUUUCUCGUCCACGGUAAGAUACUAAUUCAGGAAGUAUGGAGAGCAAAAACCGAAUGGGACCAGCCGAUUCCGUUGGAAUUGAACGAGAAAUGGACCCGGUGGACCGCCUUGUUCCAAUAUUUGAACCAGAUACGCGUUCCUCGUUGCUACUUUCCCGAACAUUCGAUCAAGGAGGUCGUGUCGCUGCAGUUGCAUAUAUUCGUCGAUGCAAGCGAGGAAGCGUAUGCGUGCGUAGCGUAUCUUCGUGCAGAGUUCCCGGGCAGCGUUAUCAGAGUUGCGUUGGUUGGUGGCAAAGCAAAGGUGGCUCCUUUGAAGACGCUUUCUAUUCCGAGACUGAAACUGAAUGGAGCGGUAAUCGGAGUUCGACUGCGCAAAGCAAUCAUCAACGGACACACGCUUAAGAUAGACAAGACGGUCAUGUGGACCGACUCCAAGACUGUAUUGGCAUGGAUCAAUGCGGACCAUCGAAGAUAUCGGCAGUUUGUUUCAUGUAGGGUUGGCGAAACACUGUCGAAAUCGGACGCGGCGAAGUGGCGGUACGUACCGAGUAAGAUGAAUCCCGCAGAUUUGGCAACCAAAUGGGGUGUAAGAGGACCCUGCUUCUCGGCGAAUAGCCCAUGGUUCGGAGAGUUUUUCCUAGGUGUGCCGGAAACACAGUGGCCGUCGGAAAUAAAUGCUGCUGAGGAGACGACCGACGAGGAAUUACGACCCUGUCUGGUACACAGUGAAGUGAUUUUGAAGUCCGUCAUCAAUUGGGACCGUUUUUCUAACUGGACACGACUACAGCGAGCGGUUGCGUAUGUUCUUCGAUAUCGAAAGAUCUUGCAACAGAGAUCUAGAAACGAAGCGCCACCAGCAGGGCCUAUCACGCAGCAGGAGCUGGCACUUGCAGAGUCAACCAUUUACCGACUGAUCCAAAGUGAAAUGUAUCCCGACGAAAUUGCUAUACUGACGACGAAGGAAGAUCAUAAGAAGAUGAGGCGACAGAAACUUGAGAGAACUAGCAAAAUCAGGAAACUGUCACCAUACAUGGACGACACUGGAAUUAUCCGUUCAGAUUCCAGGAUCCCUGAGGCCUCAUUCGCGGCUUACGAUACCCGAUUUCCGAUAAUACUACCUAAGGAGCAUGUAGUCACCCGUAUGCUGCUGGAGUGGUAUCACAGGACAUUCCUGCAUGCUAAUGGGGAGACUGUCGUCAAUGAGGUGAGGCAGCGCUUCUAUGUGUCUACGCUGCGCACGAUAGUACGGCAGAUAGCGAGGGAGUGUGUGAUGUGCAAAGCAAACAAGGCAGUUCCGGUGAUCCCACGCAUGGCGCCGCUUCCGGUGGCCAGAGUAAAGGCCUUCGAACGUCCGUUUUCCUACGUAGGAAUUGACUACUUCGGACCAAUCGCUGUUCGAGUCAACCGCAGCACUGCGAAGAGAUGGAUCGCAUUGUUCACGUGUCUCACAACCCGUGCAAUUCACCUUGAGGUUGUACACACGCUGACGACCGAAUCCUGCAAGCAAGCAAUACGACGAUUUGUCGGACGGAGAGGGUCCCCGGCGGAAAUACGUAGCGACCAAGGAACGAACUUCGUUGGGGCAAACAACGAGCUGCGCAAGGAGAUGAUCGCCAUAGACGGACAGCUUGCAGAAUCCUUCACCAAUACGAACACUCGGUGGAUAUUCAACCCACCUGCCGCGCCGCACAUGGGAGGUGCUUGGGAACGGUUGGUGAGGUCGGUCAAAGUAUCUCUGGCGGCGAUGUAUACGUCCAGGAUUCCGAACGAGGAGACACUGGCUACUCUUGUGAUCGAAGCGGAAAGCGUCGUCAACUCCAGACCGUUAACUUUCAUUCCCCUCGAGGCGGAGCAGCAAGAGGCGCUGACACCGAACCAUUUUCUCUUGUCGAGUUCCCGUGGAGUGGUACAGCCGCCGAAGGAGCAAGCGGAGCCAAAGAUGGUUUGCAGAGGAGAUUGGAAGCUGUGCCAAGCUAUGUUGAACCAGUUCUGGCGCAGAUGGGUACGAGAGUAUCUCCCAACUAUUGCUCGCAGAACAAAGUGGUUCGAAGAGACGAAACCGAUUGAAGUUGGAGACUUGGUAGUCAUCGUUGAAGAGAAAAUUCGCAACGGUUGGGUUCUGGGUCGGGUCGUUCAAGUCAUGAAAGGAAGUGAUGGAAGAAUACGUGAUGCGGUGAUACAGACUGCCGACGGAAUCAAACGGCGACCGGUGGCCAAACUGGCGAGACUGGAUGUAGAUAGAGGUAAGACUGGAGCGGACUCACCUGACCAGCCUUACGGGUCGGGGAAUGUUACGGAGGAUCGCACCAGGCCCUCGAGUACCCCCCGGUUGCAGGAGAGCGCGGCGCGUCGAGUGCAGGACUGA
Messenger RNA from Topomyia yanbarensis, 5670 nucleotides. RefSeq lists its product as uncharacterized. NCBI's taxonomy places the organism in Eukaryota, Metazoa, Arthropoda, Insecta, Diptera, Culicidae. Gene Ontology annotation, biological process: DNA integration. The record is from RefSeq and is a predicted model, not a curated record. Gene Ontology annotation, molecular function: nucleic acid binding. Bases 1 to 5670 code for a protein of 1889 amino acids. The transcript has 3 exons.